This is a messenger RNA of Pongo pygmaeus (Bornean orangutan), 4592 nucleotides long. It is a transcript of the gene REP15, whose product is annotated as RAB15 effector protein. The record is from RefSeq and is a predicted model, not a curated record. NCBI's taxonomy places the organism in Eukaryota, Metazoa, Chordata, Mammalia, Primates, Hominidae. Gene Ontology annotation, biological process: receptor recycling; transferrin transport. Bases 1002 to 1712 code for a protein of 236 amino acids. Gene Ontology annotation, cellular component: recycling endosome; endosome membrane. The transcript has a single exon.
AUUUUUAUUGCCCUUAUUUCAUUUUCUGUUGUUCAUAGUAACAGGCUUUGUUUCUGAUAUAGAAAAUAACACAAUCUCUUUAUAAACUGCCAUAAAUUUGUUCGAAUGGAGUUUAUAACGUGUAUCAACAGAUAGGAAUUUGAGGCCUUUGUUUGAGAAGCUUUUGUAGGAAAAGAAGCAACUGAGCUGGGAAAUGAAGAAUCAUGGCAGAAGGUAAAAGAAACAAAAACAAACAAAAAAAGAAAGUAGGAAAAGCAAAGGGAAAUGACUCACCUACAGAUUGGAAGAAGUUAGUUGUAGAAAGAGGUGUAUGGAUAUUUAAAAAACUAACAUAGGGCUGGGUGCAGUGGCCCAUGCCUAUAAUCCCAGCACUUUGGGAGGUCGAGGCGGGAGGAUUGCUUGAGCCUAGGAGAUUGAGACCAGUCUGGGCAACAUGGUGAAACCCCACCUCUACAAAAAAUACACAAAAAUUAGCCAGGUGUGGUGGUGUACACUUGUAGCCCCAGCUACUCAAGAGGCUGAGGUGAGAAGAUCACCUGAGCCCAGGGAGGUUGAAGCUGCAGUGAGCCAUGAUUGCGCCACUGCACUCCAACCUGGGUAGCAGAGUGAGACCCUGUCUCAAAAAACAAAAACAAAAAGAACUAACGUGCUAUUUUUACUUCAACUAAAACUUGGAAAGAGGAAACAUGUUGGAAGAGAUUACCAAAGAUUAAAAGUAGAGUGACUAUAACCUAGACAGAACAGAUGUUUUGUGUGAAAUUUAGUAUCUUUAACUUAAUAAACCAGCAGGAACUGUAUGAACACAACACACCCAACUGACAAACACAGAGAACUAACAUAUUUAUUUAGCUGUAUGUAUAUAUGCUUAACUACACCCGAGGAAGCUGUAGAGUUAGAAAAACAUGAACCAUUAACAGAUGUGACCUCCUUGCAGAACUUUUACUUUGAAAAAGAAGUACGUCUGAACCAGAUUCACAUGUUUGAUAUGUGGAUGCAGAGAAAUGGGGCAGAAAGCGUCGCAACAGUUGGCUGUGAAGGACAGCAAAGAGGUGCCUGUCAUCUGUGAGGUGGUCAGUGAAGCUAUAGUCCAUGCAGCUCAGAAACUGAAGGAGUACCUUGGAUUUGAAUAUCCUCCAAGUAAACUCUGCCCAGCUGCAAAUACUCUGAAUGAGAUAUUCUUAAUCCAUUUCAUCACUUUCUGCCAAGAAAAGGGAGUUGAUGAGUGGCUGACCACCACCAAGAUGACCAAGCACCAAGCCUUCCUGUUUGGUGCAGACUGGAUUUGGACCUUUUGGGGAUCCGACAAGCAAAUAAAGCUUCAGCUUGCAGUACAGACUCUGCAGAUGUCUUCACCUCCUCCUGUGGAAUCUAAGCCUUGUGACCUUUCCAAUCCAGAAUCAAGGGUAGAGGAGUCUUCCUGGAAGAAAAGUAGAUUUGAUAAGCUAGAAGAAUUCUGUAACUUAAUAGGAGAGGAUUGCCUGGGUCUGUUUAUCAUCUUUGGUAUGCCAGGAAAGCCUAAAGACAUCAGGGGAGUUGUCCUGGACAGUGUCAAAAGUCAGAUGGUGAGGAGCCAUCUGCCAGGAGGGAAGGCUGUGGUUCAGUUUGUCCUGGAAACUGAAGAUUGUGUGUUCAUCAAAGAGCUGCUCAGAAACUGUCUGAGUAAGAAAGACGGGCUGAGAGAGGUGGGCAAGGUUUAUAUUAGCAUUCUCUGACUUGGAUAUAUAUUAUGUGACUGUUGGAAAAGAAAAAAAGAUUCUAAUAAGCAAGCUCACCUAUUUGCAUCAUUCCAGCAUGGGAUUUUUUUUCAUUUGUUUUCCCAUUGAUUGAAAAUGAUUACUGGGAUCAAAGUACAUUCAUGUCACAAUUACAGAGAGAGAGAGAAAAAAAGAAAACCCUGGCUCUGCCUAUGAUUUAAAAACAGUUCAGGAAAAGUUAUAAUUUAGUUUAAUAUUUCAUUCACUUAUUCAAUAAUAAAAAUGGAAGAGAGAUAAUAAAGUCACAUUUAAAGUUUGAUUUGCAAAAAAAAAAAGUGUCUUUGUUUGAAAUAAUAAGUCUAGCACUCAAAAGUAUAAAAUGUGUUUUUGCAUCUGUUGGUGGGAGAUGGGUAGGGUGAAGUAGUGGGUAAGGCUACAGAGCAGGUUUAAUUACAUUUGUAACGCCAGUUUCAAGCCAGGCACAGUGGCUUACGCCUGUGGUCUCAGCUGCUCAGGAGGCUGAGGUGGGAGGAUCGCUUGAGCCCAGGAGUUUAAGGCUACAGUGAGCUGUGAUUGCACCACUGUACUCUAGCCUGGGCAACAGAGUGAAUCCUCGUCUUUAAAAAAAAAAAAAAAAAAUAGUUUGAGUUCAGGACUCCUGGGCAAAACUCACAGCAUUCUUUUCCUCUAACACUUACCUUCUUCUGUCUUCUCCCUAGCUGCUGUCUCUGCACUGAGAGGACUUUGAUGGGAUUUACUUUGAGAUUCACUUUAGUGUUAGCUCUGCCUAUGAUUUAAAAACAGUGACCUAUAAAACUAUUCCUUUUAAUAAUACUUGUUUAGCCUUUGCAGUAAGGAAGAUGUAUUCACAUAUAAUAACCAUUUUUACUUAAAAGCCAGUGUGGAAUUAUAACAGUACAAAGAGGAAUCACCAUUAUUUAUUGCACUUGUAAGUCAAGUCAGAUGCUUUACGUAUAUUAGCGUGAUUUGCAUGUGUCUUCCAUGACUCUAAGAGGUUUCUAUUUGCCAAAUCAAAGAGGCUAGAUAACUCAUAAAUCUAUUAAGUGGCUUGUAACAAAAAAGUAAAGUCUGCCCAGUUACAAAGCCCAUAUUCUACAGUCGUGUAAAGAAAAUUCCCUGUAAGCCUAUAAGUUAUGUUAAGUAAAAAUCAAUUAAAAAAAAAAAAAGAAGAAGAAAAGAAAAUUCUUUGGCCAAGAAGGGUAGCUGUGAUCCCAACACUUUGGGAGUCUGAGGCUGGAGGAUUGCUUGAGCCCAGGAAUUCAAGACCAGCCUGGGCAACAUGGUGAAACUCUAUCUCUACAAAAAAUACAAAAAGUCAUGGUGAUGUAUGCCUGUAGUCCCAGCUACUUGGGAGGCUGAGGUAGGGGGAUUGCUUGGGUCCAGGAGGUCAAGGUUGCAGUGAGUCGUGAUCGUGCCACUGCACUCCAGCCUAGGCAACAAAGCAAGACCCCAUCUCAAUAAAUACAUAAAAAGAAAAUUCUCUGAUUUUAAACUACUGGAAUUGCUGAGACAACAAAGAUGUUCUCGUGCAAAAAUGCUAGCUGGUUGCUGUUGCUCAUUUUCCCUCCAUUUCCUGGCCUUAAUCUGUGGCUACUUUUCCUGUUGUUGAACCACCUGUUCACUGAUACGCAGCCAUUAGAAACAUGGGCUGAAUCCUUUCAACUGCAUCCAACCUCUUAAAAUCAUUUCUGUUUCUGACAGUCUUCUUACGGCCUUCGACCUUUCUGUGUUUUGGAAUUUAGGACAUGUUCCUGUGAGGCUAAAUUAAGACAUAUGAGUGCAAUGUGUCUCAUGCACUCAUGAGUGCAUGUGCAUCAUGCAGGUAUUCCAAAGUAAGAAAUACAUUUGUUGCUGUGAUCUGUAUAACUGAAGCAUGUUGCAGUGCACUCUGAUAGUUUGUCCUACAUCGGUUUGUAAAAUGCUGACUGCAAGCUACCAAAUUGCUAUCAUGACCAGCAAUAGGUCACAAUGCAGAGCUGUCAAAACUUUGUCAUGGUAGAAGGAGUGAGAGCUUUCGAGUUUAGCUGAGGACAAACCUGCUUAAAAUCCCAGCUCUUUUAUUUACACUUAUCCAACCAAACCUCUGUGCUGGUUAUUCUCAUUUCAACCUCCACAUCUACUCCCCACCUUGUCUGCCUUCUUCUGGGCUCUGACUGCAUCACUCUGGCUUCCAUCCAGUGGAGAGCACGAGAUCAGAAAGGGGACAGGUCUGGAAUGUAUUAGCCCAACUUUCCCUGCCUCACUAUGACGCUUGGUUCCAGACAGCUCCUGUCCAGCUGGCCCUUCUCUGAGACUCCAGCUCCCUCCCCUUCCCCUCUCAGGCCAUUGUCCCUUCCGGGAUGCUUCAUCAUUCUUUGUUAGUUCCUUGCACCCUGCCCCCACCCUGUAGAUGUACUUUUUCCUUAGGUAGACUUGAGGGUGCCAUUUGAUUUCUUCUAUAGCCCUAAUGCCUCCUGAUUUUCCUAUCUAAAAACCAGAGAUGACAAUAUCCACCUCGUAGAACUGCUAUUCGUUAUAGAAUUAAGAAUAGUCAGCCAAGCGCGGUGGCUCACACCUGUAAUCCCAGCACUUUGGGAGGCUGAGGCAGGCGGAUCACGAGGUCAGGAGUUCAAGACCAACCUGACCAACAUGGUGAAACCCCAUCUCUACUAAAAAUACAAAAAUUAGCCGUGGCACAUGCUUGUAAUCCCAGCUACUCAGGAGGCUGAGGCAGGAGAAUUGCUUGAACCUGGGAAGCGGAGGUUGGAGUGAGCUAAGAUGGCGCCACUGCACUCCAGCCUGGGUGACAAAGAGAGACUCCGUCUCAAAAAAAAAAAAAAAAAAAAAUCAAAAGUGCUUAGUAUAGUAAUCCAAAUCCACUCUUUGAUUCUUUAUCCA